CAGAGCGAGAGCAUCCAGCAAAGAAAGAGGGGGAGAAUAGGAAGAACAAAACUUCUCAGAGAUGAACCACAAAUAUUCAAUACCCGGCUGGGCAUAUUCCAGGCAAUUACCUUUCCAGUGGCGUCUCGGGCGACUGGCAUAUUUCGCAGCUGUUACAGUUGUCGCUCUUUUCGUUUUCUCUCUUGCCUAUGUCUAUGCUGAAGAGCCGCCUUUCUGGAAACCCGGGCCAGCUCACCCGCCUUUUGACGAUAUCGAUACCGGUAGUACGCACAUUAUAGUUUCACCAGGCUCUCGCGUCGAAACAGACCAACCCGACCUACCUCCGCUUCCAACACUUCCCCCGCUACCCAGACCUCCGUUGGGUGCAGCGCCAGGAUCAACGCCCGCUCAUAAUGCGACUUCAUUUGCAGAUGACAUCGCCUCCGCUGUUUCAAGUCUGCAGAAGCCUGAAGGUCUCAGGGUCGUUGGCGUGAUUUUCUACGGACGACGCGAUCGUUCGUCUAUCCUAGAAUGCUAUCUGCGCCAGAAUCUGGUUUCUAGUGGUGGCUGGUUGGACGAGGUUAUUUGGGCGGCCAAUACUGAUAAUAAACAAGAUUUAGCCUGGCUCGAUCGAGUAGCAGAUGCUUCAGGAGGGGACUACAAGGUCGUCCAUAUGGAAGAGAAAGGAUAUGGCAACGUUUAUGAGGCCUCUUUCAAGGAAAGAAGGACGAUUUACGUCAAGAUUGAUGACGAUGUCGUCUUCAUCGAUCCUCAGGCGAUCCCCAAAGCCGUCACUACAUUGAUCAACAACCCGAAUGCGCUCAUGAUCUCCGCAAAUGUUAUCAAUAGUCCUGCGCUAGGCUGGUGGCAUUAUCAUUCAGACGCUGCGCGAUCAUACAAACCGGAACUGGAACCGAAUGAGACCGCACUAGCCACACGCGGAAAUGGAGCAUGGAAGACAUCUGAGUUACCCACUUGGACCGGUGAACACGAUCUUGAUUUUACACGCUUCGAGAACUUCACGGACUAUUUCGAUGUCGACACACCUGAAGACAUUCCCAAACAUCGCUGGUUACCCACACGAAAUGAGACGGAUAUGUACACCUCGAGUAUCGCCGCGACAAAUGCAGAGGGUGGUCCUCAUCUUACACAUUGGGAGAUAGGUGCUCAGAAUCACUAUUCUUUCUUUGAGCACCUUGAAAACAAUGAAUUGGGCAAGUACUUCUUGUCCAAGGACUAUGGCAAGGGCACGAUCUGGCAUAUGCGCGGCUAUCGCUUGAGUAUCAACUUCAUUGUCAUGCAUGGAUCAGACGUGCUCGACUAUAUAGAUCUCAUUACCGGUCACCCACAAGGCGAUGAUGAGCAUCAGUUGACCGUUGAGAUGCCACGGCUGCUCCAUCGACCCGUCCUUGUGGAAUCUCAAUCUAUCGUCUCGCACUUCUCAUAUGGACCUCAACGCUAUCUUGAGAAGACCGACAUCAUGGAACGAUACUUCAAUUACGCGAAUGACAAUGUUUGCCCUCAACAGAGUCUCAUCGAUCCAAUGAACCCGAACAAGACAUGGAAAUCGCCAUCAAAUCCUGCAUCCACUCCGCAAUCAUCUCCUGCCCCAAAGGAGCCCAUCUCUUCCCGAUUCUUCGUCAGGAAAAGCAGAGACGGGCUGACGCAGCUCUUCGAGUAAUCUUCUCCUCGCCUCAUAUUAUGUGACUUAUUUACUUCGGUUAUCGGCGUUUUCGGAACAUUAAUGAUCACAAGAUCGGUUUCCAGCGGAGUACAAGGGUGUAUUCUGUACUUACUUUUCCGGAUUUAUUAUACUUCUUCUUUCGAUAUAUACGCAUAUACUACUCUGGGGAGCGGCGCGAUUCAUUUUCUUUCUUUUUUUGUUCAUGUCUCACGGGUCAGCAUAUCAUACUUUUCACACGGUAUACAAUACCUCUUUUUCUUAUAUCUAUAAUUAUUUUUCAUGUAUAUAUGCCAAACAGGGCACUUGAUCUGCGGUUUGCCUUAUAUUCGAAUUCUACAUGUUGUAUGAGACUACUUAUGUAAAUGUUGACAA
Talaromyces stipitatus ATCC 10500 is the source of this 2035-nucleotide messenger RNA. RefSeq lists its product as uncharacterized. NCBI's taxonomy places the organism in Eukaryota, Fungi, Ascomycota, Eurotiomycetes, Eurotiales, Trichocomaceae. The transcript has 2 exons. The coding region runs from base 62 to 1660 and encodes 532 amino acids. The record is from RefSeq and is a predicted model, not a curated record.